UACGGUUAAUCUAAUUAGAGUUAUCAGUAAUAAUCUUCCUCACUUCAAUCACAAUGAUUGCAUAUUUUGUACCUCUCUUCGCCCGAUAGUACGGUGCCAAUUGGAAGGCAGCUCCAUCAAAACGAUUCAAGAAUGUGACAGAGUUCAAACAACACUUGGAGCUUUGUUCGAAACCCCAGAGCAACGGAACUCACGUCGGCCGACCGGUCACCACAAUGCAAUCAAUUGCGAUCUACCAAAGUCGUUUGACGCUCAGAUUCGAGAUCAGUCGAGUUGCGGAUCCUGCUGGUAUUCCAUGACCAAUCGGACUUGCAUUGAUAGCAACGGUCGACUGACGGCUGAUUUGAGUGCUCUUGAUCUGAUUGGUUGUUGUUGUCCGUACUGUGGAUUGGGAUGUCGUGGAGGUUUUCCUGUGGAAACUGGUAUUGUGACCGGUGGUUCGCUGGAAAACCCAACCGGAUGCUCGCUCUAUCCAUUUCCCAAGUGCGAUCAUCAGGGCACGUCUAAAAAGCUGAAGACUUGCCCGACAAAAAGAUACAAUACUCCUGAUUGUCCAACUGAAUAUCAAGCUGGUUAUAACAGAACAUACGAAGAUGAAUAUCACGCGGUUCGCAUGUUCGGCUGGGGAGAGGACAACGGUGAGAAGCACGGGUUGCUUGCGAACUCUGAGAACGGUUUCUUCCGUAUUCGUCUAGGAGUGAACGAAAGUGGAAUUGAAUCUAGAAGUAAUGCAGGAGUGCCACGUGUGUGA
Echinostoma caproni is the source of this 751-nucleotide messenger RNA. NCBI's taxonomy places the organism in Eukaryota, Metazoa, Platyhelminthes, Trematoda, Plagiorchiida, Echinostomatidae. The record is from the annotation of a GenBank genome assembly.